CGUAAUCAUCAAAUUCAGUCAGACCUCUCUGAAAUCAAAAAUUUGAUACACCCAAAUUUUUCCAUCCGUUUUUACAUUCAGCUACAAUAUGUUUCCUGGUGAUUUAAAGACAUUGAGAGUCCGACCUAUAGCGAAGUCGGUUACUUUACUUUGCCGCAAUGUUUCGGGAAAUUCCUGGAAGAAUUCAGGAAUGGAGCUACGCUCGGGUGUAGCUUUUGCAAGCCGGUUCCCUAAGUGGCCAACACUCCAGAGGAUUCCAAUCAAUCAUGACGUCAAUAAGAAGAAGCCCUAUUCCACAUUCAAAAUCGAUCGAAUCCAGGAUAUGUGGCAAAGGUCCAGAAUUGGGGCCAAAGAGCAGCAGAACAGCCUCCGCGGCUAUCAGCCCGCCAAUUCCGACGUGAAUACCGAUUCGGAUGAAGUCAUCAGUGCCCUGGACAAAGUGAGGCGCAUAGAGGAGCGGCUUAAAAUCCAGAAUAAGAUGCGAGCCCUCAUGGAUGAGCAGCACAUGCACGACGAGCGAAUCCAGGAGGAGAAUGAUCGUGUGAUCAGGAAGGAGGUCCUUGUCGAGCGGGAGCCGGCCAGAAAGCAAACAUCACAAGAGUACUCUCCUGUCCGCAACCGGGAGACGUGCAAACCAGUACCCUGGGUAUCAGCCACCGUUUUGGCGGCAACGGGAAGGAUGCACCAACAUAGAUACAUGCAGACUCCUCUGAAGCGGAACCCAAUCAAAGUAGAGGCCGAGGUUCAACAGCCGAGGAAAUCAGUUCCAGGGAAUCCGGCCAACGGCACCACAUCCGGCGAACCCAAUCAGACCAAUUACGACAUGCCCAGUCGUGUGAAAUGGGCCGAGAGCGUCUUGAAGUUGCACAAAAUUCGCGCCAGGCGAAUGGACGAUAUCCUAUCUCUGGAAGGAUACUCCAAUGAAUCCGCCUGCCUGAAGUUGAGUGAACAUUCUGCUAUGCGGAAAUCAAGACAUCGCUAGGCAAUGCGACACCUUAACAUUCCGUUUCGAAAAUAUCCUGGAGUUUGAACAAAUCGAUCCUGACUUGUAGCUUUGAACCUCAUUACAGGACUCUCUUUUCAGUGCGACUCUUAGGAGGCAUAGCGAAACAAGGGAGCAAACUAUAUAUCUCAACAUUCCGUUUCGAAAAUAUCCCGAAAUGGGAGCAAAUCACAACAGAUCCAGACUCGAUCCUGACUUGUAUCAUUAGACCCCAUUACAGAACUCUCUUUUAAUUGUGACUUUUCGGAAAAGCAAACCAAAUUUUAUAAAUAUUAUUUAUACCG
Drosophila mauritiana is the source of this 1287-nucleotide messenger RNA. RefSeq lists its product as uncharacterized. Lineage: Eukaryota; Metazoa; Arthropoda; Insecta; Diptera; Drosophilidae. Bases 89 to 982 code for a protein of 297 amino acids. The transcript is spliced from 4 exons. The record is from RefSeq and is a predicted model, not a curated record.